AUGAAGGCGUCAGCCAAGUUGGUGGGGGCCAAGUUCGAGUGGCAGCGCUCCAAGUUUCACCGCCUCACCAAGGCAGCCCUGGUGCUGUUCCCAGUGCCUGGGAACAGCACAUUGACCAUGGUCAAUGUGAACCUAGGUCCUGAGGGGGCUUGUUGUUGCUCGGGUGCUACGACGGAUUCCCUACGAAGCUUCCCCACAACGCACGGAAUCACGCCUCAUCUCGUAGUCCUGUUUUAUACACUUCAUGGUAAAGGAUAUUUCACUGUGGACGUCAAGCUCUUUGGCCAAGGCACCAGACUGUAUGUAACAGAGGAGGAACCCAGGACGCCCCGUGUGGGUGUCUACCAGGCAUCCACAGCUGAUGGGAAAGGGAAGUCCACGCUGGUGUGUCUGGUCACAGACAUGCAUCCAGACCUGGUCAGGAUCUCUUGGAAGGCUGAGAGAGAGAGAGGCCAAUCAAACACAGUGGAACAGAGAGACCACAAAAGUACCACCAGUAUGAUCCAGAUUAACAAGGAAGAGCUAUCACAGAUGGACUACACCUGUUCUGUUCAGCACCAAACUGGUAUCAAGACUGUGGUCAUCAAAUCAAGAGUUGUGAGUACAAAGGGCCCGACCACUGUGGCAACGCCGACCCACAUCCCCAGCAGCGGUGUGGGAACCCCCCAAGACACUGCUAACAGCAGCAGCGUGGGAACCCCCCAAGACACUGUUGUCUCCUUCCAGUCUGUGUGCAGAGUCAAGCUGGCCUCUGUGGUUUACAGCCUGAUGAUAGUGAAGAGCAUAGUGUACUGCUGUGGACUCUCUCUCCUGCUCAUCCACACCAACAAGAGGGGCUGUUGACUGGCUGUUGACUGGCUGUUGACUGGCUGUUGUUUGGAGCAGCCGUGACUUCAAACAGGUUGUGGGUCAGAUGAAGUUUUCUGCUGUUAGCUUUCUGUCAUUAAACAGACGGGGGGAUGUUAGUCCAUCUAUCUGGUGAGUUAUUAUCAUCUGUCAGACGACAGGGCUGGAUUUGCUUUCUUCAGAAUUUUCCACUGUUUAUUAUUUAGUUGUUUUAAUUCUAAUAAAAAGAUUAACAUGUAAAAUUAAUAAGUUAACCUGCUCACUAAUUUGAACCGAGCUACAUCUAAAUACAGCAACGAUCAGAUAUGAUUUCUCUUUCGGUUGAAUUAUCAAUUCAAAAUAGUUCUCAAAGUAAACACAUUUAAUUUAUAUUUUGACUGUGAUAAAAAGUGGAAUGGUUUUGACACAAGUGUAAAGGACAAAGUUGGACAAAAUCCAUCCGUUAAUUACAAAACCUGUGUAAAUAUUCUGGAAUGUAUAUAACAUUUAGUACAUUUCUAAAUGAGCUGUUGUGAGGUUUUGAUGAGUUGAAUGUAAUGCUUUAUAACGAGUAGCCGUAAACAGUGAUUAAUAAAUGAGUAAUAAGACACUUAUAAGCUCUUACAACACACUUGGUAACACUAGCAGACAGGUUGGAAAUAUUAAAAACCGUCUCAUUAACGCGUCUUGUAACGCUGUAUCUGGUGUCUCCUGCACUGUUCCUCUGAACUGUUCCUCUGAAUGUCACCUGUUCCUCUGAGCACUGUUCCUCUGAACACUGUUCCUCUGAACACUGUUCCUCUCAACGUGAACACUGUUCCUCUGAACUGUUCCUCUGAAUGUCACCUGUUCCUCUGAACACUGUUCCUCUGAACACUGUUCCUCUGAACUGUUCCUCUGAAUGUCACCUGUUCCUCUGAACACUGUUCCUCUGAACUGUUCCUCUGAAUGUCACCUGUUCCUCUGAGCACUGUUCCUCUGAACGUGAACACUGUUCCUCUGAACACUGUUCCUCUGAACAUGAAUACUCUUCCUCUAGACACUGUUCCUCUUGGCAUUGUUCCUCUGAACAUUGUCCCUCUGAACCCUGUUCCUCUGAACGUGAGCACUGUUCCUCUGAAAACUGUUCCUCUGAACAUGAACACUGUUCCCCUGAACACUGUUCCUCUGGACACUGUUUCUCUGAACAUGAACACUGUUCCUCUAAACACUGGUCCUCCGAAAAUGAAUACUGUUCUGCUGAACACUGUUCCUCUGAACAUGAAUACUCUUCCUCUAGACACUGUUCCUGUGGACACUGUCCCUCUGAACACUUCCUCUGGAUACUGUUCCUCUGAACACUGUUCCUCUGAACAUGAAUACUCUUCCUCUAGACACUGUUCCUCUUGGCAUUGUUCCUCUGAACAUUGUCCCUGAACACUGUUCCUCUGAACGUGAGCACUGUUCCUCUGAAAACUGUUCCUCUGAACAUGAACACUGUUCCCCUUAACACUGUUCCUCUGGACACUGUUCCUCUGAACGUGAACACUGUUCCUCUAAACACUGGUCGUCCGAACAUGAAUACUGUCCCUCUGAACACUUCCUCUGGACACUGUUCCUCUAAACACUGGUCGUCCGAACAUG
This is a messenger RNA of Lampris incognitus (smalleye Pacific opah), 2448 nucleotides long. RefSeq lists its product as uncharacterized. Lineage: Eukaryota; Metazoa; Chordata; Actinopteri; Lampriformes; Lampridae. Gene Ontology annotation, molecular function: MHC class II protein complex binding. The record is from RefSeq and is a predicted model, not a curated record. Gene Ontology annotation, biological process: immunoglobulin production involved in immunoglobulin-mediated immune response; antigen processing and presentation of exogenous peptide antigen via MHC class II; peptide antigen assembly with MHC class II protein complex. Bases 1 to 843 code for a protein of 280 amino acids. Gene Ontology annotation, cellular component: MHC class II protein complex. The transcript has 7 exons.